Messenger RNA from Anopheles gambiae (African malaria mosquito), 5074 nucleotides. Its product is annotated as osteocalcin 2. The transcript is spliced from 3 exons. Gene Ontology annotation, biological process: regulation of lipid biosynthetic process. Bases 812 to 1678 code for a protein of 288 amino acids. Gene Ontology annotation, cellular component: cytosol. The record is from RefSeq and is a predicted model, not a curated record. NCBI's taxonomy places the organism in Eukaryota, Metazoa, Arthropoda, Insecta, Diptera, Culicidae.
AGUAACGUAUUUCUCCCAAUUGAAAGUCGCCCGUCGCGUCGCGUAGGUUGUGUGCCUGUCCGUGAGAGAAAACGCAAACGGUCCGCGCCUUUAGCAGGGAAGCGAAAUUCAUCCUAAAACGUACAAGUCCACCGCGAGGAAAAGUCUCCGUGCGCCUUAUAUAGUUAUAAGGCGAAGGCUGUCGUCGUUGUUCCGUGAUAGAAAAUUUGGCAGCAGAAUUUCGUUUUCCACACCUAUUCAUCGAGGUGUGUGCUUGUGUGUGUGUGCGUGUAUGUGCGUUUGUCUGCAGUAGCGAGCGUGUGCAAAUUUUGAAGUGUGUUAUGAGCAUUGGCAAGGCAGGAGCAGCGAUAAUUAGGAGCGUUGCACUUAAACAGAAUAUCAGAAAUAUCUUCUAGCAGCUUCCAAGUGUGUGUGUGUGUGUGUGUAUGUGCGUGCCUGCUCGAAGAAAAGGGCGUACAUCUCUGUGUUAAAUCGAGAAAGCGGUAUAGUAAAAGCCAGCAAGAGCGAGCGUUCAGCAAAGGCAUAUACAAAAAUCGCCUCAAUUCAACCACAGCUAGCAGGAAAACAUCAGCUUUCGAAGCGAAACGGGGGGAUAAAACCAAUCAUACAUUCAAGUAGUUGCAAAACGAAGAGCUGCGAGCUGCGCUUUUGAUACUCAAAAAGUGUGUGAUUGUGUGAGAAAGUGCCGUACGUGAAGCGCUAAAUUGAAUUCGGAAAGGCAGGAGAAAGUUAAUCAUAAUCCUGUGUUUUAAAUUGUGAGCAACAAUUUCCACAACACAAACAUUUGUCCCGACAGCCAAGACAGGACGACAUGAACGGAUACACGGAUCUGCCCACAAACAUGGAAAACAGCCGGAAUUGCUUGCGACGAAUCGCCCGCCACGAUGACCAAGAAUUCUCUAACCAAAGCAUAUUGAAUGCGAUGGAAACGUUUGUCAAGACUGUCAACAUGAUGGAUGAAACGAUAUUGGUUCCCUGCAGAUUGAUGGAUCGAAAGGUUGGUGAUGCUACGGACACGGUACCGGUUGCACCAAAAGCACAACACCAUGGAGCACAUCAUGGAAAGAAAUCAAACCGUACUUCGAUACGCGAAGUCCUGAACACGGCGGAACUGUUUCAAAUUUACAACAUGUUGAAAAUAGUCAAAGUAGAUUUGCUUUGGGGACGCCAGGAUGCGGAAGAUAAUAUGGAAGAGUCGGUUGUUAUGGGUUCGACGAAAUCAACCUCGUCAAAGGUUAACAGCAAUAACACAGACACCAAUGUUACGAACAGCUCCGCCACAAGCAGCACUAGCAGUAACACAACCUCGGACGUGACCAUGAACACCAAUAACAGCACCGGAUCCUCAGUGGCCGGAAGUGAAAAAGUAGAAGCAAACAGCAGCAUCAGUCCUGCCACGACGACGGCGACAUCGGUGAAGGGCCAUAUUCGACGCCCGAGCACGGUAUCAGUAGCUUCCUCCAACUCGGCGAGUACGCUGAGCGAUUCCGACAGUGAAACGUCGGCGGAAAACGACUCAGGUAUCGAGUCGGAGGGCAAUCAAGAGCAGGAUCGUAGCGCUGAGCUUGCCAAACAGUUUCGCAUGCAUCUGAUCGGGCUGUACCGGUCGCUUGAACAGAUGAGUGAAGCAGCCAACUAUUUGACGGCUCGGUACCAGAGCGAUGUUGGGCCGGUUUAGACAGGGCCUUGCAUUUUCUGUUCGGGUUUGUAGCAGAUUGUCAGCUCACAUCCAAUAUUGAUAGUACACUAUUAAGCGAGAUUGUUGUUGGUUUCUCGUGACCAGAGAUGAGGUUCACAUUCCCGGCUGGAUCAUAUUCUGUACAUUUCUAAAGCAAUCAUCUGUGCUAUUCAAUUCAAUGACCUCAUAAUAAGGAAAACUCACUUGCAUUUGCUAAGAGGAUCCAUAAGCACGACGUGCAGUGUAAUUGAACAGCAGAUGUAAAAUAUCAUCUUUUAUGUAGGCAGAAUGAUCAUAUGUAUCAUGUGUAAUGGAUAAAGUGUGUGCGUGUAACAAUGAAAUUAAGAUCUUGCAAAUUGUUGACCAACCGGAUAUGAUGAUCUUUAGUGCCUGAUCAGCAACAAAAGAAAGGAAUGAGGUAUGCAAUAUGUCACAAAACUGAGGUGAUAGAUUUGAUGAAUGUAUGUUCGUUUUUUCGUAUGUGUGCGAUGUGUGUAUGUGAGGGAUUGGGUUAAGAAAGAGAAAGGACGUAUGUUUGGUUCAGGUGGAUUGGAUCAGAUAAAUCGAAGUGAGAAUUCAAAAUCUGUCGAUCAGUAUCGGAAGUAAAAACAAAAAUCACGAAAGCAUAUAAGUGCAAUCCCAGUAAUGCUGUUGCAUAGGCAAUGUUACUGCGUUUGCUAAAUUUUUCUUCGAAUCCUGUUUGAUAGAGUUCAUGUAGUGUUGUUUCUUUUCAUAAACUACCAUGUACCACACAUGCGUGCUUUGGUGAAACAAUCCUAAAUAGCGAUCUUCUCACGAAAAGGUUGCGUACUUGAGACUUUCUUUUCCAAGCUUUAUGUAUAUUAAAUUAUUUAUAGCUUCUGUAAAUUGUUUCCUUUGUGGCAAAAGAGUUGAUCAUAUUGGAAGUGCUAGAUAUUUGUGACCGGCGCUGAUUUGUUUGGGUGCAUGUUUUCGAAUACGUCAUUGAAUACACAUGCUUGGGUUGUGGGGACACAUUGAGGUAUAAGUUAUCCUUCGAACUGCAACAUACAUCUGCAAAACGGAUAGUAGGAUAGUCUGACUUUAUAUGUAGAGGUUUGCAUUAUCAGGUACUAUUUUAGGACGUUUUAGGAUUUUCGCAGUGAAGUCAUCAACGUCCUAGAUAGUAAGAUUGCCGAAUGAUUUGAAUUGAAUUCCUUGUAUGUACAACAAACUCGAGAGUAAAGGAAUAGUACUGCUCACAUCCCACACUUAUAGAAGCUGCAAAAAAUGGAAGGUGUUAAUUUGCAGAUAAUAAUUUAUUUAUUCCGGCUUAUUAAAUUGCCUAUCCCAGUUACAAAAUACUCUUUUCCAAUCACUAUUCGGAAUAUAAAACAAAUGUGAUGGUCAAUAAAAUAUGUAUGAUUUUUUUGUUCCAAUAUUCGAUAUACGAAAACGUCUAGAGCUUAGUACUGAGGAACCGAACUCCAUACAUGUUUUCCCGAGUCACUUUCCAAUGUGAACAGAAUUAUUCGCCCCUCAUGAGACUUGUUGCGAACAGCUAUCACAUGUUUUACAUUAAUCACAAUUAUCUCUUUUUCAUUUAUUCUACAUGAUUUUCAAACAUCCGUAGUUCGAAUUUCCAUCGAUUAUUCACAGAGAUUUGAACCCUGAAAGAUUUGAAGCAUAUUUUCAAAAUUAAUGUUACCGUUACUUGCAAAUUUAUUUCAAUUGCAAAGGAAAUGUUGACUAUAAUGUGUUGAAAUUCAUGUGGAAGAAAUAAAAGAAACUAUUGUGAUCGAAAUAAAAUAGGUGAUAGCUGUUGGAACAUAUCUCAUGCGCGACUAAUAAUGUUAUAGAAACGAGACCCAACAUUAUUGGAAAGCCUGUAAGAGCGGUCAGAAUAUUGCAAAAACCCUUAAAAUGGAUUUGUUCGUAAAGUGAACCAUAAAGACAGAACUCUACUCACGUAGCAAACCAGGCAGCCCCAAGCCCCCCGUCUUUCAUCGGUCCAGCAUUUGAUACACGAAAGCAUUUAACAAGUGAGACAAAAUUUAAAUUGUGUAACAAAAACCGAGCGCUCAGUGUACGCUAAAACACCUCAGGAUUUGUUUGCACCUUUCAUAUGCUUGUGCGUCAUGCAUAGAUGAUCGAUCGUUAGUGUAGUUUUCAUUAAUCCAAAUAAUUCAUUAUAGUUUUAUUCGUCUGUUUGUCUCUUCGCUAUCCGUAUGAUGGUAGAAUUGAGAAAGUUCACCAUAAAUACGUGUCACCGGAGACAUUCAGUAAAGGUGAUUUAAUCCAUAGAAUUAAACUAUAAUAUGUUUGUUUGAAUUUGGUCGUUGGGUCAAAUCGGGAUAUGGUUAAGUGAAGCAUAGAUAUGCGGUGAUGAGCUAUUUACUGAGACAAUGUUUCUGAAGGGGAGUUUUCCAAGGUUUCAAAUGUGUGUUAUGCUAAUUGGAUUUUUUUCUUCUGCAAAAUGCUUGAUGUGUUUCGCUGACUGGGAAGGUAUGCUUUUGAUGACGAUGGAAGUAUUCGAUUUUCAAUUGAUUGUUUUUACGCCCGUUUUGAAGAGAAGUUAGGUAUACGUGUGCUUUCUGCGAUUCACGGUUGCGCUAAACGGCAUACUGUAAUAUUACACAAGCGUUUAUCCGAGGAAAGAAAUUGUUUCUUUCCAUUCGUGGCUUAAAGUAGCGCCAAAAAGAUAAGAAAUCAUUCCGUUAAGAAUUAUUAAAGAAAACAAUACGUUUAGAGCACAACAAAAAUAAUUGAACAGAACCAAUGAACUAAAAAGAAAAAUAUUAAAAAAGCAAUGUAUUAAAUUGUUUACAUUUGAUGAAUUGGGACAAAACUAAAGGGAAAGACCGUGAUAAGAUGGUGAUAAGGGGGAAAAAAGUUAGAAAAUGGAUAACACAGCAAUGUAAAGAAAGGGACAGAAGCGAGCAAAUAAAUUUGAAUCAUCUUAGUGCAAAACAACAUUAUCAAAAGCUAGGUAGUGUUCGUGGCUGAGAUGGCACAACUGUAGAGCGACAUAUUAUCUUUAAAAUCAAUAUCUUGUAGGCUUGUAAUUUUUGCCUAAAUUGCCUUCAAUUGGUUCAGGUUCGUUCGUUGCCAGAAGAAUGGGCUUUGAGUCCGGCUUUUAUAUGGAAGAAAACUUCUCGGGCAACGUUAAAACAAGCAUGUAUCGCAAGAGCAAAAAAACUGAUGAACACAAAACCACAAUUGGCUGAAAAGAGUGUUAAGGUAAUCGAACGUAAAUUCCAAGCAAAGCAAACGACUGCAAACCGAUGUUAUUGACAGCGCGAUCACGAUGAUCACAAAACGCCGACAAUGUAAGUCAAAUCGUGUAAAGAUUGUUAGUCUAUCUUAAUGAAAAAAUGUAGACUAGUGAAAAGAAUCUGAAAUGAAAUGGAAAAAUAAAACGUGACAUAGUGAAACAUA